Molecule: messenger RNA, 5555 nt
Organism: Nomascus leucogenys (northern white-cheeked gibbon)
Lineage: Eukaryota; Metazoa; Chordata; Mammalia; Primates; Hylobatidae
Gene: HIP1
Product: huntingtin interacting protein 1
Biological process (GO): clathrin coat assembly; endocytosis; actin filament organization
Cellular component (GO): presynapse; extrinsic component of postsynaptic membrane; clathrin-coated vesicle
Molecular function (GO): phosphatidylinositol-3,5-bisphosphate binding; actin filament binding; phosphatidylinositol-3,4-bisphosphate binding
Source: RefSeq, a predicted model, not a curated record
GCGGGGCGGGCGGCGCCGUGGGGAUCCCGGGGCAGCCGAGGGCCCCUGACUCGGCUCCUCGCGGCGACAUGGAUCGGAUGGCCAGCUCCAUGAAGCAGGUGCCGAACCCGCUGCCCAAGGUGUUGAGCCGGCGCGGGGUCGGCGCUGGGCUGGAGGCGGCGGAGCGCGAGAGCUUCGAGCGGACUCAGACUGUCAGCAUCAAUAAGGCCAUUAAUACGCAGGAAGUGGCUGUAAAGGAAAAACACGCCAGAACGUGCAUACUGGGCACCCACCAUGAGAAAGGGGCACAGACCUUCUGGUCUGUUGUCAACCGCCUGCCUCUGUCUAGCAACGCAGUGCUCUGCUGGAAGUUCUGCCAUGUGUUCCACAAACUCCUCCGAGACGGACACCCGAACGUCCUGAAGGACUCUCUGAGAUACAGAAAUGAAUUGAGUGACAUGAGCAGGAUGUGGGGCCACCUGAGCGAGGGGUAUGGACAGCUGUGCAGCAUCUACCUGAAACUGCUAAGAACCAAGAUGGAGUACCACACCAAAAAUCCCAGGUUCCCAGGAAACCUGCAGAUGAGUGACCGCCAGCUGGACGAGGCUGGAGAAAGUGACGUGAACAACUUUUUCCAGUUAACAGUGGAGAUGUUUGAUUACCUGGAGUGUGAACUCAACCUCUUCCAAACGGUAUUCAACUCCCUGGACAUGUCCCGCUCUGUGUCUGUGACGGCAGCUGGGCAGUGCCGCCUCGCCCCGCUGAUCCAGGUCAUCUUGGACUGCAGCCACCUUUAUGACUACACUGUCAAGCUCCUCUUCAAACUCCACUCCUGUCUCCCAGCCGACACCCUGCAAGGCCACCGGGACCGCUUCAUGGAGCAGUUUACAAAGUUGAAAGAUCUGUUCUACCGCUCCAGCAACCUGCAGUACUUCAAGCGGCUCAUCCAGAUCCCCCAGCUGCCCGAGAACCCACCCAACUUCUUGCGAGCCUCAGCCCUGUCAGAACAUAUCAGCCCCGUGGUGGUGAUCCCUGCAGAGGCCUCAUCCCCCGACAGCGAGCCAGUCCUAGAGAAGGAUGACCUCAUGGACAUGGAUGCCUCUCAGCAGAAUUUAUUUGACAACAAGUUUGAUGACAUCUUUGGCAGCUCAUUCAGCAGUGAUCCCUUCAAUUUCAACAGUCAAAACGGCGUUAACAAGGAUGAGAAGGACCACUUAAUUGAGCGACUAUACAGAGAGAUCAGUGGACUGAAGGCACAGCUAGAAAACAUGAAGACUGAGAGCCAGCGGGUUGUGCUGCAGCUGAAGGGCCGCGUCAGCGAGCUGGAAGCAGAGCUGGCCGAGCAGCAGCACCUGCGGCAGCAGGCGGCCGACGACUGUGAGUUCCUGCGGGCAGAACUGGACGAGCUCAGGAGGCAGCGGGAGGACACCGAGAAGGCUCAGCGGAGCCUGUCUGAGAUAGAAAGGAAAGCUCAAGCCAAUGAACAGCGAUAUAGCAAGCUAAAGGAGAAGUACAGCGAGCUGGUUCAGAACCACGCUGACCUGCUGCGGAAGAAUGCAGAGGUGACCAAACAGGUGUCCGUGGCCAGACAAGCCCAGGGAGAUUUGGAACGAGAGAAAAAAGAGCUGGAGGAUUCGUUGGAGCGCAUCAGUGACCAGGGCCAGCGGAAGACUCAAGAACAGCUGGAAGUUCUAGAGAGCUUGAAGCAAGAACUCGCCACAAGCCAACGGGAGCUCCAGGUUCUCCAAGGCAGCCUGGAAACUUCUGCCCAAUCAGAAGCAAACUGGGCAGCCCAGUUCACUGAGCUAGAGAAGGAGCGGGACAGCCUGGUGAGUGGCGCAGCUCAUAGGGAGGAGGAAUUAUCUGCUCUUCGGAAAGAACUGCAGGACACUCAGCUCAAACUGGCCAGCACAGAGGAAUCUAUGUGCCAGCUUGCCAAAGACCAACGAAAAAUGCUUCUGGUGGGGUCCAGGAAGGCUGCGGAGCAGGUGAUACAAGACGCCCUGAACCAGCUUGAAGAACCUCCUCUCAUCAGCUGCGCUGGGUCUGCAGAUCACCUCCUCUCCACGGUCACAUCCAUUUCCAGCUGCAUCGAGCAACUGGAGAAAAGCUGGAGCCAGUAUCUGGCCUGCCCAGAAGACGCCAGUGGACUUCUCCAUUCCAUAACCCUGCUGGCCCACUUGACCAGCGACGCCAUUGCUCAUGGUGCCACCACCUGCCUCAGAGCCCCACCGGAGCCUGCCGACUCACUGACCGAGGCUUGUAAGCAGUAUGGCAGGGAAACCCUCGCCUACCUGGCCUCCCUGGAGGAAGAGGGAAGGCUUGAGAAUGCCGACAGCACAGCCAUGAGGAACUGCCUGAGCAAGAUCAAGGCCAUCGGCGAGGAGCUCCUGCCCAGGGGCCUGGACAUCAAGCAGGAGGAGCUGGGGGACCUGGUGGACAAGGAGAUGGCGGCCACUUCAGCUGCUAUUGAAACUGCCACGGCCAGAAUAGAGGAGAUGCUCAGCAAAUCCCGAGCAGGAGACACAGGAGUCAAAUUGGAGGUGAAUGAAAGGAUCCUUGGUUGCUGUACCAGCCUCAUGCAAGCUAUUCAGGUGCUCAUCGUGGCCUCUAAGGACCUCCAGAGAGAGAUUGUGGAGAGCGGCAGGGGUACAGCAUCCCCUAAAGAGUUUUAUGCCAAGAACUCUCGAUGGACAGAAGGACUCAUCUCAGCCUCCAAGGCUGUGGGCUGGGGAGCCACUGUCAUGGUGGAUGCAGCUGAUCUGGUGGUACAAGGCAGAGGGAAAUUUGAGGAGCUAAUGGUGUGUUCUCAUGAAAUUGCUGCUAGCACAGCCCAGCUUGUGGCUGCAUCCAAGGUGAAAGCUGAUAAGGACAGCCCCAACCUAGCCCAGCUGCAGCAGGCCUCUCGGGGAGUGAACCAGGCCACUGCCGGCGUCGUGGCCUCAACCAUUUCCGGCAAAUCACAGAUCGAAGAGACAGACAACAUGGACUUCUCAAGCAUGACGCUGACACAGAUCAAACGCCAAGAGAUGGAUUCCCAGGUUAGGGUGCUAGAGCUAGAAAAUGAAUUGCAGAAGGAGCGUCAAAAACUGGGAGAGCUUCGGAAAAAGCACUACGAGCUUGCUGGUGUUGCUGAGGGCUGGGAAGAAGGAACAGAGGCAUCUCCACCUACACUGCAAGAAGCGGUAACUGAAAAAGAAUAGAGCCAAACCAACACCCCAUAUGUCAGUGUAAAUCCUUGUUACCUAUCUCGUGUGUGUUAUUUCCCCAGCCACAGGCCAAAUCCUUGGAGUCCCAGGGGCAGCCACACCACUGCCAUUACCCAAUGCCGAGGACAUGCAUGACACUUCCAAAGACUCCCUCCAUAGCGACACCCUUUUUGUUUGGACCCAUGGUCGUCUCUGUUCUUUCCCCGCCUCCCUAGUUAGCAUCCAGGCUGGCCAGUGCUGCCCAUGAGCAAGCCGAGGUACAAAGAGGGGUGGGGGGGGGCAGGGCCACUCAACAGAGAGGACCAACCUCCAGUCCUGCUGACCAUUUGACCCCCACAACAAUGGGCAUCCUUGAUAGAGGGGCUGCUUGUUGUUUGUUGACAGCUUGGAGAGGGAAGAUCUUAUGCCUUUUCUUUUCUGUUUUCUUCUCAGUCUUUUCAGUUUCAUCAUUUGCACAAACUUGUGAGCAUCAGAGGGCUGAUGGAUUCCAAACCAGGACACUAUCCUGAAAUCUGCACAGUCAGAAGGACGGCAGGAGUGUCCUGGCUGUGAAUGCCAAGGCCAUUCUCCCCCUCUUUGGGCAGUGCCAUGGAUUUCCACUGCUUCUUAUGGUGGUUGGUCGGGUUUUUUGGUUGUAUUUUUUUUUUUAAGUUCCACUCACGUAGCCAACUCUCCCAAAGGGCACACCCCUGGGGCUGAGUUUCCAGGGCCCCCCCACUGUGGCAGCUCCGGCGAUGGUGCUGCCCAGGCCUCUCGGUGCUCCACCUCCGCCUCCACACUGAGCAAGUGCUGGCCCACCCAGUCCAUGCUCCAGGGUCAGGCGGAGCUGCUGAGUGACAGCUUUCCUCAAAAAGCAGAAGGAGAGUGAGUGCCUUUCCCUCCUAAAGCUGAACCCUGGCGGAAAGCCUCUGUCCACCUUCACAAGGGAGAAUACAACAGAAAGAGGGACAAGAGGGUUCACACAGCUCAGUUCCCAUGACCAGGCUCAAAAACUUGAUCACAUGCUUGAAUGGAGCUGGUGAGAUCAACAACACUACUUCCCUGCCGGAAUGAACUGGCCGUGAAUGGUCUGUGUCAAGUGGGCCAUCUCCCUUGGCCCAGAGAGGGAGCGUGGGAGCAAUUCCCAACUCCUUUCUGCAGAUGUCUGCCUUGGCAUCCUCUUGAGUAGGAAGAUCGUUCCACCUUCUACGUAAUUGACAAACCCGGAAGAUCAGACGCAAUUGCUUCCAUCAGGAAAGAACCCUAUACUUGGUUUGCUACCCUUAGUAUUUAUUACUAACCUCCCUUAAGCAGCAACAUCCUACAAAGAGAUGCUUGGAGCAAUCAGGACUUCAGGUGUGACUCUAGCAAGGCUCAUCUUUCUGCCCGGCUACAUCAGCCUUCAAGAAUCAGAAGCAAGGCCAAGGUGCUGGACUGUUACUGACUUGGAUCCCAAAGCAAGGAGAUCAUUUGGAGCUCUUGGGUCAGAGAAAAUGAGAAAGGACAGAGCCAGCGGCUCCAGCUCCUUUCAGCCACAUGCCCCAGGCUCCCGCUGCCCUGUGGACAGGAUGAGGACAGAGGGCACAUGAACAGCUUGCCAGGGAUUGGCAGCCCAACAGCACUUUUCCUCUUCUAGAUGGACCCCAGCAUUUAAGUGACCUUCUGAUCUUGAAAAAACAGCGUCUUCCUUCUUUAUCUAUAGCAACUCAUUGGUGGUAGCCAUCAAGCACUUCCCAGGAUCUGCUCCAACAGAAUAUUGCUAGGUUUUGCUACAUGACGGGUUGUGAGACUUCUGUUUGAUCACUGUGAACCAACCCCCAUCUCCCUAGCCCACCCCUCUCCCCAACUCCCUCUCUGUGCAUUUUCUAAAUGGGACAUUCAAAAAACUCUCUCCCAGGACCUCGGAUGACCAUACUCAGAUGUGUAACCUCCAUACUGGGCUAAGGAAGUAUCAGCACUAGAAAUUGGGCAGUCUUAUGUUGAAUGCUGCUUUCUGCUUAGUAUUUUUUUGAUUCAAGGCUCGGAAGGAAUGGUGCAUGGCUUCCCUGUCCCAGUUGUGGCAACUAAACCAAUUAGUGUGUUCUUGAUGCGGGUCAACAUUUCCAAAAGUGGCUAGUCCUCACUUCUAGAUCUCAGCCAUUCCAACUCAUAUGUUCCCAAUCACCAAUGGGGUGGCCGGGCACAGUGGCUCACGCCUGUAAUCCCAGCACUUUGAGAGGCUGAGGCGGGUGGAUCACCUGAGGUCGGGAAUUCGAGACCAGCCUGGCCAACAUGGUGAAACCCCAUCUCUGCUAAAAAUACCAAAAAUUAGCCAAGCGUAGUGACGGGUGCCUGUAAUCCCAGCUACUCAGGAGGCUGAGACAGGAGAAUCUCCUGAACCCUGGAGGC